Hippopotamus amphibius kiboko is the source of this 2175-nucleotide messenger RNA. It is a transcript of the gene N4BP3, whose product is annotated as NEDD4 binding protein 3. Bases 172 to 1803 code for a protein of 543 amino acids. NCBI's taxonomy places the organism in Eukaryota, Metazoa, Chordata, Mammalia, Artiodactyla, Hippopotamidae. The transcript has 5 exons. Gene Ontology annotation, cellular component: cytoplasmic vesicle. The record is from RefSeq and is a predicted model, not a curated record.
GCCCGCGUUUUUCCUGGCGCCUGCCGCCUGGCCGCUCCAUCCUGGUUCGCAGUCUCGGCUGGAGCCGGCGCUCUGGAGGGAGGGUUCAAAUCCGCGCAAGGGAGCUGCAGUGCGCGAGGGGCGCGGACCCGCGCCAGCAUGAAGCAGCCGCCUGUGUCCCGGUGAACCUUCAUGGCCACAGCCCCAGGCCCUGCUGGCAUUGCCAUGGGCAGCGUGGGCAGCCUGUUGGAACGGCAGGACUUCUCCCCUGAAGAGCUACGGGCGGCACUUGCGGGGUCUCGGGGCUCCCGCCAGCCUGAUGGGCUCCUCCGGAAAGGCUUGGGCCAACGCGAGCUCCUCAGCUACCUGCACCUCCCCAAGAAGGACGGCAAGACCGCCAAGCGGGCCGCUCGGAACGAGCCUGCCGACUAUGCCACCCUCUACUACCGGGAACAUCCUCGGGCUGGUGACUUCAGCAAGACUUCGCUGCCUGAGCGGGGUCGUUUUGACAAGUGCCGCAUUCGUCCAUCAGUAUUCAAGCCAGCAGCGGGCACCGGGAAAGGCUUCCUGUCCAUGCAGAGCCUGGCUGCCCACAAGGGCCAGAAGCUGUGGCGCAGCAACGGCAGCCUGCACACGCUGGCCUGCCAGCCACCCCUGAGCCCGGGGCCCCGGGCCAGCCAGGCCCAGGCCCGCGCCCAGCUGCUGCACGCCCUCAGCCUGGAUGAGGGCGGCCCCGAGCCUGAGCCCAGUCUGUCUGACUCCUCCAGCGGGGGCAGCUUUGGCCGCAGUCCCAGCACCGGCCCCGGCCCCUUCAGCUCCUCCCUGGGCCACAUUAACCACCUCGGGGGCUCCCUGGACCGGGCCUCACGGGCUCCCAAGGAGGCUGGGCCGCUGUCUAUGCUGAGCUGCCUGCCUGAACCACCACCCCCCUACGAGUUCUCCUGCCCCACUGCCGAGGACAUGGUGGCUGUGCUGCCCGACCCCUGUGUGGAGCUCAAGAGAGGCUUCAGUGAUGAGGACGGCGCCAACCCCUUCACGCAGGUGCUGGAGGAGCGCCAGCGGCUGUGGCUGUCUGAGCUGAAGCGCCUGUACGUGGAGCGGUUGCAUGAGGUGACCCAGAAGGCCGAGCGUAGCGAGCGCAACCUCCAGCUCCAGCUGUUCAUAGCCCAGCAGGAGCAGCGGCGCCUACGCAAGGAGCUGCGGGCACAGCAGGGGCUGGGCCCGGAGCCCCGGCCUCCAGGUGCCCUCCCCGAGGCCGACCCCAGCACUCGACCCGAGGAGGAAGCCCGAUGGGAGGUGUGCCAGAAGAUGGCAGAGAUUAGUCUCCUGAAGCAGCAGCUGCGGGAGGCCCAGGCUGAGCUGGCGCAGAAGCUUGCUGAGAUCUUCAGCCUGAAGACACAACUUAGGGGCAGCCGGGCACAAGCCCAGGCCCAGGACGCAGAGCUGGCCCGGCUGCGCGAGGCCGUGCGGAGCCUUCAGGAGCAGUUCCCUCGGGAGGAGGCCCCAGGCAGCUGUGAGACCGAUGACUGCAAGAGCAGAGGGCUGCUGGGGGAGGCAGGAGGCGGUGAGGCCGGAGAUGGUGCCGAGCAGCUGCGGGCUGAGCUGCUGAAGGAGCGGCUCCGGGGCCAGGAGCAGGCGCUGCGAUUUGAGCAGGAGCGGCGGACGUGGCAGGAAGAGAAGGAGCGGGUGCUGCGCUACCAGCGGGAGAUCCAGGGGGGCUACAUGGACAUGUACCGCCGCAACCAGGCGCUGGAACAGGAGCUGCAAGCGCUGCGGGAGCCCCCUGCGCCCUGGAGCCCUCGGCUUGAGUCCUCCAAGAUCUGAGGCCGGCGGAGCGAGCUGACAGCAGAAGCCCUGUCAGAAGGUGGCUUGGACAAGCCCACCCUGAGACGGCAGCUGCUUCCUUGCAUUGGUCUGGGGCAGAACCUGCUAAGAGCAGCCAAAGAUGAAGAGGCUCGCCGAGAGGAGGGCUCCCGUGGGGCUGUGGGCUGGAUGGGGUGCCAACAGCAGGAGCCAGGGCAGCCCUGCUGGCUGAGGAGUACCCAGGCAGAGCUCAGCCCUGCUCCCUGGGGUAGGUGUGGCCCAGGUAAUGAGGUUUGGGAGUGAAGAGCCCCGGGAUGCCAAAGGGCCAGUGUGAGGGAGGAAGGCUGGGAUGGGAACAUUGGCCUCCCCAGAAUAAAAUCACAUUUUCUACGA